Cyphomyrmex costatus is the source of this 2620-nucleotide messenger RNA. It is a transcript of the gene aos, whose product is annotated as protein argos. NCBI's taxonomy places the organism in Eukaryota, Metazoa, Arthropoda, Insecta, Hymenoptera, Formicidae. The record is from RefSeq and is a predicted model, not a curated record. Bases 953 to 1855 code for a protein of 300 amino acids. The transcript is spliced from 4 exons.
AUACCUUCGCAUAGGCCGAUCUCGCCGGGACGUUCUGUUUCUCAGUCUUAGCGAUCGCGCUCCGUUUCUCGAGAGGAUCUCCGGAUCUCGUAAGAUUUGCAAAAAAAAAAAAAAAACAAAAAAAGGAAUCCCGCACGGACGAUCGAACACGGAUCAGCGCGACAGAUAGUUGAGAAAUUUCGAGGAACGAUCGGCGACGACUCGGUGAGAGUGCGCGAGUGCGAUCAAACGCUCUAUCGAACUCUCCUCUCUCUCUCCUAUCAAGAUCGGCCGAUUAGGAACGGAGAACCGUUCUUUCGCGUUUCUGGAAUCGCAAGGAGAAGAAGAUAAGAGGAGAUCACGGUAAACAGAGACACGUGACAUCCUGCUUUCGUGAUUGAAAGAAAAAAUAUUGUAAGAUCUAAACGAGACUUCCCGCCACAAGGUUUGAAUUGUGCGGGCUUUCAGCGGACCUAGCGCGUUAUAGGAACUACUACGAAUUCGGGAAGAAGUCGACACGUGUCAGUCGAUCUCCCGGGACGAACACGAUCGAGGUUCCUCGCGAAGCGAUCGGAAAAACUCAUCUUUCCGCUCCUCUCCGAUGAUCGAUCAAUGAGAAGACUCGUGUUUGUGAGAUUCACGAAGAUGGACUUCAAAUAGCGAUAGCGGUCGACCGGCGGAGCCUUCGAGUUCUCUUGAUCCGUGUUGUAUUUCUGCUAUAAGUAUUCCCCCGAGUAUUCCUCCUCCCGCUCGCUCUGAACGCCUUGUCGCGCAAAUAAGAAGGUGAACGUAUCGAAACCCCCUACCCCAUUCUUUUUAUUGCACAUCUCCCCACUUGAGAGUAAAACACCUAACGCAGCAAACGUUCCCUCCGGAGAGCGAGAGAAAGAGACAAACAGGCGAUCGCCGAUUCUCUCGACCGGGAUUCUUUAUCGGAAAGAACUUCGCUGCGCUUCUCCGACACCGCGACACGAUGACCGGUAAAACAAUAUGGCACCUGCUGUACACCCUGUUGGUGAUCGUCGGUGUCGUCCGCCGGAGCAAAUGCGAGAUUUUCGACGUGCCGUUGAGAGUCGAGCACGACGAGUAUCUCAAGGAGUAUUUGUUCAUCGACGAGAGCAAGUACCACGCUGACCUGCAGGAAUUCGACGACACGACGGUCGAAAUAGAUCUGAUCAAUCAUAACCGGAAGCAUAUUCUGUCGCACGAGAAGCCUAGGGUGCUAUAUCAAGUCGGGAACAGCGAGAAGGAAUUACCGGAGUGCGCGGACCGGAGCGAAGUAUGUAGCAAGGUGGAUUUAUAUGGUGCACCGUGGAUCGAGAGACAAUGUCGUUGCCCGAACGACCGUCCCUGCCCCAGCAGUCUUCACGGGGACGACGGACACACGAUCGUCGAUAAAACACGCCGCUACAAGCUCUGCGAGCCCGUGAAACGACUUCCCAUCUGUCAUUACUUCAAGGACAUUACGUGGACAUUGGCACCCGGAGGAGGCCCAGCAAACGCGACAGUGCAACGCGUCUACUGUCGAUGUCGGCCAAAUAGCGUGCCAUACCUAGUACGUAGACAACCUCACAAAUCGCUGAAUGGAAAUCAUGGCUUCGUCUACGCCUUCGCCUGUUCUCCGCAAAGCAAAAUACGAUGCCAGCAUAAGGAACCCUGCCGUCUGUUCACCGUACGCAAGAGACGCAACUCGCAACUCGAGGAGGUGAACGCCUCGCCUCUCUGUCAGUGUCCUCGUGGACACCGGUGCCCGCGGAGGCACACGGAUCCCGGUUCGUCGCCGGCGCGAUCCUACGCCGGUAUCCUGGAGAUCAAGACAUACAGCGGCUACUGCGUACCGUAUCACGGCUACGACAAAAUGACCUACGGCAUUUGAGAGAGGCCAUUAUGCGUUAGGAACGACCUCUCGCUGCGCAGCGACGGAUCCAGGAUGUCUGCCAAACCAAAAUUCAACUUUCAAUGGACUACUCAUACUUUAAUCAUACGUUCUUGUAAAAAGAAAGACGAUUGGUUCCCAAACCACGGUGGAUCAGAGGUCCAUCUUUUCAAGCGCGUGACAAUCGGCCGUUUGGUUACCACCAGCCGUUUGUCGUAUUAACGUUGCCGUUAAAAUCGCAGAGUCGGCUUCCAAUUCCCGAUCGUGGUGACGAGCGUGUUCGGCUGAUCUUCGGACGAAGAUAGCUCGUCCGAACGUUCUAAUUCCUUUUUAGUAAUUCUUUUUCUUCUUUUCUUUCUGUAUUCUUUUCGUCUCGAACAAAAUGUGGUACUCGACGCUCUUGAUCCGCUCCGUAGACAGGAAGUGUCGUGUAGGAAUCGCGAACAACGGGAAAUUAACAUACGUGUCGAUCGGUCGGCUGUACCAGCCAUGUGAUGCCGUGCCAUGUACAAUCCCCCAGCGGCGUUGGCGAAUGUUAAGUGUAAAAAAUAAUGUACAGAAGAAUAUAUAGAGAUAAGAGAAUCGUACCCGCCUACAGUUUUGUACAGUACGUUUCGAAACGAUCGCCUCGUAUUCCCGCAAUGUAACACGAGCCUCAGUUAUCGCCCAUUGGUCGUAGCAAUAACGGUGAGUCUUUUUUUUUUUUUUAUUCUUGUUCUACAAUAAGGUGGCGAGUCGUAAGCCGUCAAAAAUUGGUCAAUUUGU